This is a messenger RNA of Hevea brasiliensis (rubber tree), 1265 nucleotides long. Its product is annotated as formyltetrahydrofolate deformylase 1, mitochondrial. Gene Ontology annotation, molecular function: formyltetrahydrofolate deformylase activity. The record is from RefSeq and is a predicted model, not a curated record. NCBI's taxonomy places the organism in Eukaryota, Viridiplantae, Streptophyta, Magnoliopsida, Malpighiales, Euphorbiaceae. The transcript is spliced from 8 exons. Bases 116 to 1099 code for a protein of 327 amino acids. Gene Ontology annotation, biological process: 'de novo' IMP biosynthetic process.
GGAUGUGAUAGCGAUGUCAGCUUCAACCACCACCAAAAGCAAGGGGUAAAGGCCGCCAAGUUUUGGUGCGUGCCUCGGUGCCUGUGCUUCAGCGGUUCACGAACAGACUAAAGGGAUGAGCCUGAUAUUACGAAGGGUCUCUUCAAGCAUUCCUCAAGUUUUUGGAUUUGCAAGCAGGUCCUUCACGUCCCUGAGAUUGCCUGGGGAGUCCUUCGGUUCCUCUUCCUCUCCUUGCCUCACCCAUGGCAUCCAUGUUUUUCAAUGCCUAGAUUCGGUUGGUAUUGUUGCCAAGCUAUCGGAUUGCAUUUCUUCGAAAGGUGGAAAUAUUCUAGGGGCUGAUGUUUUCGUGCCCGAAAACCAGAAUUUCUUCUAUUCUAGAAGUGAGUUUGUUUUUGACAGAGUUAGAUGGCCACGGGCUCAAAUGGAUGAGGACUUUCUCAAGCUAUCAAAAAUGUUCAAUGCAAAGACGUCAAUUGUCAGGGUGCCUGAUCUAGACCCCAAAUUCAAGAUUGCUAUUCUUGUUUCCAAGCAGGAGCAUUGCCUAACUGAUUUGUUACAUAGAUGGCAGGAUGGAAGAUUUCCAAUCGAGAUAACUUGUGUAAUAAGUAAUCAUGAAAGAGGCCCAAACACACAUGUGAUUCGCUUUCUUGAUAGAAAUUGUAUUCCUUAUCAUUAUUUGCGCACGACCAACGAAAAUAAGAGAGAAAAGGAGAUAUUGGAUUUGGUUAAGGAUACUGAUUUUUUAGUACUUGCCAGGUAUAUGCAGAUAUUCUCUAGUAACUUUUUGCGUGGCUAUGGGAAAGAUAUAAUUAACAUUCACCAUGGCCUUUUGCCAUCAUUUAGGGGUGGCCAUCCAUCUAAGCAGGCUUUUGAUGCAGGUGUGAAAUUAAUUGGUGCAACUAGUCACUUCGUGACUGAAGAACUUGAUGCGGGGCCUAUUAUUGAACAGAUGGUUGAGAGAGUUUCUCAUAGAGAUAAUUUGCAGAGUUUUGUGCAGAAAUUAGAGAACCUUGAGAAGCAAUGCCUUGCAAAAGCAAUAAAGUCAUAUUGUGAGUUGCGGGUGUUGCCUUUUGAGGAAAACAAGACUGUAGUAUUUUGAGGUGAACAGAUGGAGACAAGCGGUUGAAAGAAGUUACAUUUUGCUUGUGCAUUCAGUUUUUCAUUACAAUUUUUCAGUCAAUGUAUUGGAACCACUUUGUAGAAAUAUGUUUAUAAAUAAUCCACAGGUGAAAAUCAUCGAGUAAAAUUCAACUUUUCAUUUUUAA